AUGAACAGCAACUACUCCAGCGUCAAUGAGGAAGACCUCGCCGAGGACCAGCUCACUCAGCCAGCUCACUUUCACCCAGACCCCAAUUCAAACACCCACCAUCCUACAUCCUCUGGGGGCCACUACUACGCCGCCCGAACCCUCAGCAUCGACCGCGACGAAUCGGGACCCGCAGCGACCGCCAUUACUUUCGGCGACGAUACCAACAAAGCGCCACCCUCGUACGCAAUGGGUUCGCCAACGUCUCCCCCUCGCGUUGGAGGCAAGCAGGCCUUGAGUAGAUUCAGAGCCAUUGCCAACCAAGCUGGAACUGUUGAUGCCACUGUGAUGGAUAUGAACCAGACCCAAUACACAAAACAGCAAGGCAUGGCGAACAGCGAGUUCUUAGCCUGGCUUCAGCAACCUAGGCCUGAAUGGUCGACGGUUCGGUGGAUUAACAUCAACGGAAUGAGCUGGGAUGUCAUCAAAGCUAUUGCCAUCAAAUACGAUCUGCACCAUCUUGCUGUCGAGGAUCUCCUGCAUAUCCCCCAACGAACAAAGGUCGACAUCUACCCAAAACACACGUACAUCGCCUGCACCCUCCUCACCCUGAUGGAAGUCACAGAGGACGGAGAACUCAAGCUGGUGGACCCUUUGAAGAGUCCGGUCGGAAUCGACCCAGAGAUGCUCUGCCAGCGAAUGCCCCUCGAAAGUGUUGACCAUUUCAGAUACCAGUACCCCGUUGGCGAACGCGGCCCAAACGUCCUCAAGGCUCAUAUGGAACAAGUUACCAUGUUCCUGCUUCCUGACGGGACAUUCAUUACCCUCUUCCAAGUCUCUGGCGCAUCCGUUGUGAACCCUAUCGUGGAGCGACUGACGCACGACUACUCGAUCGUUCGCAAGCAUGGCGAUGCCAGUUUCCUGUUACAGUCGGUCAUGGACGGCAUUGUGGACCAUGCGAUUCCUAUCACUGACGCGUUUCGACAGGAGAUCAACGACCUGGAGACCCACGUUUUGGCGCUUCCAAGGAUGAAGUUCACCAAGGAGCUGCACCAGUUGACGGCUCAGUUAUCCAUGUUGAAGCGGACUCUGGCGCCAACACAGGCACUGGUCCAUGCUCUGCGAGGAAGAGAUGCGCGUAGCCCCUUGACAGAUAUCUCGCGGACGUACAUGGGCGAUGUCAUGGACCAUUGUAACACGAUGGUGGAGGACAUUGAUUCAAUGCUAGCCCUGUGCGACAAGUUGAUUGAUAUGAUCUUCAACAUUAUCGCGUACGACACCAACGAGUCCAUGAGGAGGCUUGCGCUCGUGUCAAUCAUUUUCCUUCCCAUCACGUUCGUUGCUGGAGUUUACGGAACCAACUUUGAAAAUUUUCCCGAGUUGAGGCAUAGCAUUGGCUACUUUUGGGUUAUUUGUGGAGUUGUCACUGCUAUUGUGUUGGCUAUGUUUAUUCUGGAGUGGCUCAAGAACAAGUACAGGACAGCCGAGGUAGAGAAGCGACUGAAGAGGAGACACACCAUCGAUAUCUCCCAAAAGAACCGGUGA
Linnemannia hyalina is the source of this 1524-nucleotide messenger RNA. The record is from the annotation of a GenBank genome assembly. Lineage: Eukaryota; Fungi; Mortierellomycota; Mortierellomycetes; Mortierellales; Mortierellaceae.